CACCACCUCGUCGUCGUGUGGCCGCCGCCGUUGUGAUUGUGGUCUUCCCGUCAAACAUGAGCUCGACACCGAGCAGGAACCAGCACCCCUUUCCUCCUUCCUCUACCUCAUCUCCCGGUUUCCCGCUCAACCCAACUCCAAAUCUUCAUCAACGGACCCUUACUGCAUCCUCAGCCUCCUCUGCAUCUUUCCCUCAGUCUCCUGGUCCUUUAGGACAGACUGCGUCGUUGACCAUCGAAUCUCUCAUGAAAACGCAUGCCACUUCUCAAGACCCAAAGCUGGCAGCGCUCGAUCAAGCCGUGCAAGAGCGCAACGUCCUCAGCUCUCAGAAUGGACAGCUCUGGAAGCUCAUCGAGAAGCAGCGUUCGGGAUACAAUCAGAUAUUGAAGGAACUAGAACGAGUGCGGGGUGAGCGGGAUAAUUAUAAGGCCAAGCUCUCCGCCGUCGUGGGCGUGUCACCCGACCGCAGGCCGCGGAGGGAGAAUGGUGCUGCCCCGGGCGCGGGAACGGACCCAGACAUACAGGAAGGGUCUCAAAUGUCCAGUCGCCCAUCGGCGGACUCGAAUCAUACUCCGCGUUCAAAUCCGGCACGUAAUCAAGAGCGUGGGGCGUCACAAGACAUUGGGACGUCGCCCUCAUUCCAAUCCAACUCUCACUCCACUCCGCCGAGACAAAAAUCGGCGCUACCCCCUCUACUCGUACCCCCUCGCGCCGAAACUCUUCCGGUACCCGCUAGUGCGGUCUCUGCAACGUCCGAAAAUGCGAUCUUCAAUAGUCCUUCCCGCUAUGUUUCGAGAAACGACUCGGCGCCUUCACUGUCCACUCCUGGUAGUCGCACGCCACCUCACAACGCAGCACGUACGCAGUCUCCAUUGGUUCCGUCGUCAGGUGCGACGUCUGAUCCAGCAUCGAAUGGGCCGAGCUAUCCCUCCAACCUUCAGCGAGAUAUUCAGAUCACUACAUCUCCUGGUACACCCAUUGAUAGUCCUAGUCGCGGAUCUCCUAUUGCAGGGCCAUCACUGCUGAACGCAUUGCAUGAAUCGCGGUCUCAGCCGCUCUCACGGGACUCACGUAUCUCGCUCCCUGACGAAGCUAGACAGUUCAUCGCCAACAUGGCUGACUCUCCGGCAUCGAGUCCCAAGACAGAUGCAUUCGCUCCGCGUGCGUUGCCCAUUGUGCCAACGACCAUCCCAGCCACUUCCUCUCCGUUAACGGUGCAAAAUGAAACUCCCGCCGAAUUUCUGGACAUGGAUGGUGAUGGCGAAGAAGACGCUGGUGAAGAGGCCGACCUGGACCCUGAAGCAGACGGGUCUCAAGACAACGAAGAAGACGAUCAACGUCAUGAGCCUUCACAAUCGCCCGUGGAAGCGUUAUCUCGCCAGGCCACGGCGGCAGCCGACUUUCCUCUGCCUCCGAAUGUCUCAAGCGAUGCAAUGCGGGAUCUAAACAACCAGGCAAAGUUUCCUCAGCAAGAGAGGCUGUACCCUCAGCGUGGACCGCAGCCGUAUAGCACAUCCCCAUCUGAGGCAACCGCCGCUCGCCCGCAAUUACGCAACAGAGCCUCAUCGUCAUCGUCGCAAUCUGUUGGCACACCCGUCGGACCUGCGAUGCCAGCUUCGUUUCGUGCACUGCCACUCAUUUCGACUGAUCUUCCGACGACCAGUGUCACGGUCUCGCAGUCCUUCGUCCGUCCAAAUGAUCGAGGCAAGGAGGUGCUUUCAUUCGUGGUGAACGUCGAUCCAGGUCACGGCAAGGAGUUCUGGAAAGUGGAGAAGAUGUACUCAGAUGUCAUUGCACUGGAUCAACGUGUGCGGAACAGUGUGGGCAAGGUGAUUGGCAAGAAGAUGGUUUCGCUGCCAGAGGGCAAGUUGUGGAAAGAUCAUGCCCCGGCUAAGGCGGUGCUCCAAGCCUAUCUACAAGCGCUUGUCAAGCUUCCGGUUAAGAACAACGACGAAGUGAUUGCCUUCCUGACGUCUGACAUCGUGCGAGAUUACAAGCAACCUGUUAUGCAAGCUGGGCACAAGGAGGGUUAUCUGACCAAGCGGGGUAAGAAUUUCGGGGGCUGGAAGACCAGGUUCUUCGUGUUGCAAGGUCCAGUUUUGGAAUAUUAUGACUGCCGCGGUGGAGCCCAUCUAGGCUCGAUACAAGUUGUGGGCGCUCAGAUAGGCCGGCAACAGCGUACAGAUCGCACUGCUUCGGAUGAAGAGAAAGAGUAUAGACAUGCUUUCCUGAUCGUUGAAGCAAAGAAGGGACCUGGCGGAAAUCAUCCACGGCACGUGUUAUGUGCCGAAAGCGACGAGGAUCGUGAUGCAUGGGUUGAAAUCCUGGUGCGAUACUUCACCGGAUCGUAUAAUGAGGACUCGGUGUCGUACAGCGCUGCCCCGCCCGUCCAGUCCCAAUCUCAACCUCGACCGAGCAUCGAUGCUGUCAACUCUCAGGCCCGGGCGGCCAGUCCAGCAAGAUCUCUCGAGUCUUCUCCCGUCGACCGCUCUCGAGGGCAGCCCUCGAGUUUGCCCGACUCUUCGCCUUUGGCAGCUGCAGCAGCUCAGGAAGGGGCCAGUUAUCCGCAGCGAGCCAGUUCCGAGCAAGGGCAUUAUUCCGACCUGCGACAACAUUCUCCAGAACGGCCUCGUCCGCGAGAAGGGGUCUCGAAGGGGUUCCAGCCCACGCUCAAUACGGUGGUAUCCUCUCCUAUCACAGCCGUGCCGCAGGAUAGAGCGCCGUCCCCCGAAAAGCCAGAGAGUAAAGUCAAAAUCUCUGGGCCGCUCAACGGGGCACCGAUCCCCGCCGGUUACAAAUUUGGGGCCCGCGACGGGCCAUCAACCGAUGUUAGCACCCCCUCGUUAAGCGAUCGGCGCGAAAAGGCCAAGUCGAGGUCGUUUUGGGGUUUCGGGCGGCCCGGGGACAAGGACAAAGCGGACGGCAAAUUGCAUGCUUUGCCCACAUUCGCACCUCGAGCCGUGUUUGGUGUCCCGCUCGAGGAGUCGCUUGACGUCGUUCAGAUCGCGAAUCUGCCGGCCAUCGUGUUCCGCUGCAUCCAGUAUCUCGAAGCAAAGAAGGCCGAUCAGGAGGAAGGGAUCUAUCGUCUCAGCGGCAGUUCGGCUGUCAUCAAGAGUCUCAAAGACCGCUUCAAUCUUGAGGGCGACAUCGACUUGCUAGCGUCUGAUGAAUACUGGGACCCCCACGCCAUUGCUGGUCUGCUCAAAGGUUUUUUGCGGGAACUGCCGGCCAGCAUUCUGACGCAUAAUCUCCAUCUCCGGUUCUUGUCUGUGAUUGACUUUGUCGAUGCUCAAGAGCGCAUACGCGAGCUUUCGCAGCUUAUAGCCGCACUACCUCUCGCCAACUACAGCUUGCUCCGAGCACUGACUGCUCAUCUGAUCUUGAUAGUCCAAAACUCAUCUGUGAACAAGAUGACCAUGCGAAACGUGGGAAUCGUUUUCAGUCCAACUCUUGGCAUUCCCGCGGGUGUUUUCAGUCUGAUGUUGGGCGAGUUCAACCGAGUGUUCAAUGUCGACAACGAGGAGGAAGAGGAACUCGAGUCUGAGGCCCCUGGCGAACCCAAUGGGGACUCAGAUCAGGGCCAUCAACGCCGGAACAGUUACCAGUAUUCCACCGGAGCAGCUGAUCAGCUGCUCGGACUUUCGGGCCGGUCAUUGCCAGGCAAGCUUUCUCGAUCCUCAGUGAAUGAGACGCUGAGUCUAUCUUCAGCGGCUGAAGAGGGUACAUCCGAUGAGGACUCUGUCCAAUACGAGAGCGGGACAGAGACGACAGAAGAUGCGGCGACCAUCGAGUCGACAACCUCUGUCAGCCCACAGCAGCCGGAGACACCAACGAUUCAGACCUCUCCAAGCCAGACCGAUGGACAGAUCCCCACGAAGAUGAGCAAGGCAUCUAACACCGCCAGCUCUAAAGGGCUCAAUCUCAACGUUUCUGCUCGUUCGAAUCGUCAUAGUGUGGUGAUGGGCAUGGGCUUGCCAUCGUCGCCCAGGCCCCCAGCCUCGCCACGCCACGCUCAGGCACCCGAUGCCAUGGCCCCUGCACCUGCUUAGUCACCCUGUCAUGUAUUUUCUAGUCCUGUGUAGUAUCUGUAAGACUACAAUCGUUCAUAUACCCAUCGUAUCUGCAACCCGAGCUUGAGCUUAAUCAUCCAUCAAGCGCAUCAAUCCAGCGCUCACUUCUCCCUCCCAUGGGCUUCCGUCAGGCCGUUGUCCUCGCUCCCACUUGCUUCUUUCUUGGUGUGCUGUUUAUCUGCGCAAAUGUCGAUUAUCGGGUCCUGUGGCCUGCCAACGGUGCCCUAGCGGACGAAACCAUCGCGGACGCUUUCCAGUUUUAUGAGACCUUCUUCAAUGCACCACCUGCUAUCAAAGCGCUUCUGCAUGCCAUGGUUGGGGUGCUCAUGUCCGGCUUGUUCGCCAAAUUGUACGCGUGGGACGACAGCGCUAUGUUUUUCGACGGUUCUUGCAUCGGCAUUGUGGUUUUUGGUCUGGCCGUGUAUACCGCAGUCGUCGUCCCGUCCCUGCGGACAAUCUCAGCUCCAACGAUCACAGACACCAAAGCUGACCAGGUUGAAGCUAUCCGCUUACUGAGCGCAGGAAAUAUAAUUAUAGCCGGGUGUAUGGUUCUUAUCCUGGCACUGCAGGCUGGACAAGAAUACGCGAAGCGUGUGGAUGCCCGAGAGUUAGCUAAGAUCAUGACCGAGGAGAACCAGGGUGGGGAGACCAAAAAAACACAGUAGCCAUCAUCUGGAGCAACGUGGACACGUUACAGUUGGUGUUGGAGAGGGAGUCAAACAGUUCCUCAAACACUACGUGUGCUGGCAAAGACUUCUUUGUGUCAUCAGCUCCCAAAGUUCGACCAGAAACAAUAUGCCCGAGUCAACCCGACGCAGAUAUGAAUUGGCCUAGGUGCAGGCUGUUGUUGUGUGUGCCUACUCGAUCAGUCUGCCGUCGCUCCAGACCUCGAAAGAAGAAGUCCGUAAAUAUGGAGAUCAUUUCCCAGUCAGAUGCUGGGAGUGAUUUCUCGUCUCCUGCAAGCCUCUGCCGCAAAAGAAGCCUGGAGUGCCGAGGCGCGACUCGACAGUCUCUCGCCUUCUGAGGUGACAGAUGAUAUGAAUAAGUGGCCCCAGUGCGCACUUCUACUCUGCUUGUCGAGCCAGUACCUGUGUGUGUAACAUGCUGUUUGCAUUGGGUUAUGGUAUCUAAAGACCUGUGCACAACCGUCACACUCACAGACGUAUGCGGAUGUAAACGAAACGGGACACGAUCUCCGAUCACUACCCAAUGGGGAUGUGUCAGGUGAACGAGAUCUAGUCUCGAUUUCGAAGGGCGGCCGCGACUAGACGCUGACAGUAUAAAAGAACCGCGUACCUGUGAACGCUCCUCCACCUGCCUUCCACCAACUAUCCCUUUUGCUGUCUUGGUCAUGAACGACGAAUGGUGCCUACACGAAUGUCUCCACUGCGGAAUCAUUAGCGACGCCGACACGUUUUGUUCUCCAUCCUGUGCCUCUGCGGCUUGUGUCACCCCUGCACCAUGGGAUUUGGAGGAGGAGGAGGAGGAGGAGGAGGAGGAGGAGGAACGCCAGGAACUCGAGUACUUGGCAGCCUCUUACCAGCUUUGGGAGCGUGUGACUCGUUGGACGCAGAGCAUUGAUUCCACACCACCGACAUCCUCACCUCGCCUCGUUUCUCCCUCCCAACUUCUUCUGAAGCGACCAUCACCCACCAUUUUUCUCAGUUCGGAUGUGCAGUUCGCUCCGAAACCAAAACCUUCGCCGUCUCGACCAGCUCGGAGUCUCAGUGCUACCGAAGCUCUGGUUGCGAGCUCUACGCCAUCCUCACGAAGUCUUGCCGGUUUCGUCCGUGCAUGGGUUCCUUCUUCCAAGCCAACACGCGCCUCUCUCCCCCGAAUCACUACAAAUUUCACGGUGUUUGCUCGGACGCACACCUCGACGUCGCAAGGCGAAGUCAAGUCGGAGGCGGAGGCGUCUUCGGUGUACUGGAUCUCAUCUAUUCGAGCAUCAGACACAUCGUCGACAAGCACACCUGAGCCCUCUCCUCGUGUCUUUGUCCAACCGCUUGCUUGUGUGCCUCGUGGCCGCCUCGCGCAACGUCCGAUUUGCAUUGCCUAGUUUGUGAUCUAUCUCUUGCGCCUAGACGCGACGGCCUGUCCGUCGCCCCUUCCAUCCCGUCUUGUAAAUGUUCCAAAAGGCGGCUGCCAUGUAUCUAUCCCUCCCACGGGACCCCUGCAUACCACCCAAAACAUCCACUCUCACUCUGCUCUGCAUUCGCAUUCACUAGCUAUCAUCUCAUCCACCCCCAUAGAAUUGCAUGUACGUUAUCGUAUUGUGUUUGUAUCAACGCAAUGUACUAUUGGAGUCAACGCACUUAAAUAUACUGUUAGAAUCGACAUUAGGCCGUUUUUGUUAGUUUUGGGGGGCAUCACAGUACCGUCGGACCCUUGCACAACGCGGAUGACUGCGGGACUCGGGACUUGCCUACCGCGGCACCAGAGCGCAGGGAUCUUGAAACCGGAAACUGGCGACAGAAAGUGUGAGCUCUGUCUCAGCGCGUCGCUUAGACUGCAGCAGCUUGUCCGAAUGAAGCGGUCCCGGUCCCGUCCCCACUCCGAAAAGAAGGGACCGCCACUGUCUGUUGCCUGUCCCAAGUUGAACGGUCCCUCGUCGUCACCAAAUGCCCCGAGCCCCGACGCUAAACUGAAUCAAGGAUAACUCUGCAGGAACCCCACUGUUUGUGGCGUACUGUAAUCAGGCAACAGAGUUUAUUCCCAGUCUAGUGGAGUGACUGGCAACUGUGCAU
Molecule: messenger RNA, 6817 nt
Organism: Mycena citricolor
Lineage: Eukaryota; Fungi; Basidiomycota; Agaricomycetes; Agaricales; Mycenaceae
Source: the annotation of a GenBank genome assembly